AUGAAGGACAAACAUCUGUGGAAGGAUGCUCACAUACCUGCCAGCAGGAAGAGCAGCCUGACCAAGAUACUGUUGUUCAUGCAGACAUACUUCACCGACGCACUGGAAACAUUGACUCUCUACCGCGCCAGCAACAAAAUGUUGCAGCUACUCAACAAACAAUGUCCACGCCUGACAAAACUGUCCAUUAAGGGGAAGGAUUUAAAGACAACAGACCUUUCUUUUCUUCCCUCGUAUCUGAUGGAGCUGCAUUUGGGCUCGUACCAGUUUGCCGCAAACUGGUACUGCCCGUUGACGCAGGGGUUGCUCUUCCAAAUAGAGAAGCUGGAAGUGUUUUGCCCGAACAUCACCAACAACACCCUGGGUCAUCUGGCGACGUUGCGGACUUUAAAGUCCCUGCAGCUUGUCUCUUGUCGCAGUAGCGUUGUGGACGAGAGCGAAGGGACCUACACGGAGCGCGGAUUCACUUGCCUCGUUCAGCAGCUGACAGAGUUGAGAGUACUACGCUUCCAGCAGUGCUCACAAAUCAGCGACACAGCCUUCUUCAAGAUUGGGAACAGCCUGACCAAGCUGGAAGACCUUACUCUGCACUACUGCUGCAACAUCACUGAUGUGGGUCUGAAGCACUUGAAGAACCUCCAAGCUCUGAAGAUCUUAGACCUCGGAGGCGGGACGCCUGUUUCUCCCGAAGCUCUGAUAGAGGUCCUUGGCUGCCUCAAGAGCCUCCUGGAGCUGUGGAUAUUCGACACGGAGUACAUUCGGCAGCAGCAUAUUGCGCAAAUUGAGGAAAUGUUUCCGAGACUGACGGUGUGUGUACAAGAUAGAUGGGAGUGUAUGGAAGUUUAA
Asterias rubens (European starfish) is the source of this 846-nucleotide messenger RNA. RefSeq names its product F-box/LRR-repeat protein 16-like. NCBI's taxonomy places the organism in Eukaryota, Metazoa, Echinodermata, Asteroidea, Forcipulatida, Asteriidae. The transcript has a single exon. The record is from RefSeq and is a predicted model, not a curated record. The coding region runs from base 1 to 846 and encodes 281 amino acids. Gene Ontology annotation, cellular component: SCF ubiquitin ligase complex. Gene Ontology annotation, biological process: SCF-dependent proteasomal ubiquitin-dependent protein catabolic process.